Molecule: messenger RNA, 4675 nt
Organism: Schistocerca serialis cubense
Lineage: Eukaryota; Metazoa; Arthropoda; Insecta; Orthoptera; Acrididae
Exons: 6
Coding region: 1152-3632 (826 amino acids)
Source: RefSeq, a predicted model, not a curated record
GUACUUAGCUAUAACAUUUGUUUUCUCCCUGCUCCGUAAGCGCUGAACGUUCACAACUACUGCCUCGGAAGUGUGCAGAACAACGAAUGGCAGCGCCUCUGCUGCUUACCUAACGAGAUAUCCUGGGUAAACACGGCUACAGCUAAGAGGAAAAUACAGCUCAGAGGCGGAUCCCAGAGAUUAAAGCGAGAGGAGAGUGGUGUGCCGAUUACAUCAUUGGGAAUUCCAGCUUUUCAGGCUGCAGUUACUUGACUGUGACGCAGUACUUGGCGGGUAGACUGUGAUGAGACAGGCCAAGUGUGCGGCGCUCCAGGAGAUGAGAGUACAGAAUGCCCGGGGUCGUCAUUCACGGCCCAGCCUGGACUGGAGAUCUGAAGUCACCAGGAAAGGCUCCCACCGACUGCCGCUCCAGUCUGGAGCGCCCUGCCGCCUGCAGCCCAGCUGCCUCUCGGCCAGCCUGGAGUCUCCUCUCCAGCCCCGCACUGCCAGCUCUGACACCAACGUGAGACUCUAUCUGCUCUGGCGUUCUGCAAAGGUUUAUGAGCACGGGUCCAUAUGUCUUAUUCCCAAUCCCGUCAAUCAAACCAGUUAACGAUAAGUGUGAUUUUCACUUAAAUAUUACUGUCUGCGCCUAGCCAGGUACAUCGCACGUUCCUGUGGUAGCGGUGCUAACUCUGUCAAGCUGGGGCAGAACAGCAUGGCUGACAUGCGACAUUAAAUUAUUUUGUUGAAAGGAUGUCGAAAGUAUCGCAAGCGAGCUGCCUCAAGGACUCAGAAAUGCAACAGCUGCGAUCAGUGUAACCAAUCACGUAUUGUAUACCGAGUGGCUCCCCGUGAGAUGGGCGAGAGUGCAAGCUGGCAUUCUCCGCUCUGCUCAGGGCUUCGAUGCACGGACCGCCCACACCGCUGCUGCAGUCAGAACUUGGGCUCAUACGGAAUGACGGCACAGUGUCCAGUGUUGUACUGUCGGCGCAGCUCUGCCCGCUUCCUCGCCAAGGGCAGCCGCAGCAGUGGCCGCCGUGCUGACAGUCAGCUGACUUGUUGACCUUUUGCUUGUGAAAGUGUGCAGCACACCUCUCGCCGUGUCCAUUAUCGUUCGCUGCAGUUCUCUUAGUGUUUCACUUUCAGUAGCUGCUAGUAGUGAUGAGCAUAUGAGUAGCCCGUGGAAGCUUGUGAGUCAGAGUGCAGACCUCGAGGUGACUGAAGAGCGUUUUGCAGAUUGGUCACCGUGGUUCGCAAAGUGCGACAGGCUGGAGCAGCCGCCCCCCGCGCUCUCAGCUGUGCAGCGCCUGGCAGCCCGCCUCUGGGACUCCGGACUGCCGCCGCCGCCAGCAGCUGGAGCGGAGGAGGGAGGGGGGUGCGCCGGCGCCCUGGCGCAGCUCCGCCGCUUCACGUCGCGCGAAUCCUACGACCUCCUCGAGGAGCUCGACUGCCGGAUCGCUGACGACUGUCUCGACUCCUGCUCUGUACCGAGGUUGAACAACAUGGAAUGGAACGUGACAACGCUGCAAGCGGAUGAUCUGAGGCAUCAUAUCCUGUCCCAGUCAGUGCGUGCUGUUCGACGCAUCGCAAGGGCCACGGUCAGCAGGGUGAGAUGUGAGAGGCGGCGUCGUGUUCAGUUAGUGUGGUUGGAUAAACCUGAGCUGCAGGCCCAGGCGGCUGUUUUGCGGGAACGCUUCUCCAGCUACAGGCGGGACGUGGCGCAGCUGCUCUCACUCAGUGCGACACACGCCUCACAGCUGUUGGUUCCCCUCGCAUUCGAACGUAUGGGUAACCACGCAAGUGAUCAGCAACUCCACGGUUGGAUUAAGGACAUGGAACGUGUGAAAGACAUGCUGCGCACGAAAUUAACCGGAUGUGUACAGGACUUGCAAUUAGCCAGCAAACAGGCGGAGCACUACGAGGUGGAAGAAGACAAGGACCACCCAGGGCACUUGAUACUCAGGCGGCCGCUGUUGAGUGAACGCCUGCUGCGCUAUCAGCCGUGGAGCCCCUCCUUUGACGACGACUACAGUGCGCUGUGCAAGGAGCGGCAGCCAGAGGCGUCGCAAAUGUUCAGCCUCGCUCACGAACUGUACGCCUUCCAUCGUUUCUACUGGUACCAUACAGCUGAGAGCGUCGGUUCAUCCUACGGAGAUGAUGUCAAGAUUGUAGACGAGGAGUGGCAGCUGGAGGACAGAAGCCACGCUACGCUCUCCGUGGACACUGACUGCGUGCAGCUGUUGGUGAACGCCCUGGACCACCCCACGUGUCCGCUGGAAGACCUGCCACUGGAAGCCGUGAAGCAGCGCGAGCGGUGCCGCGAGCAGCUGUGGGACGACGUGGUGCAGAGGUCGCCCCACAUACCCGUCACCAGCUACCUGGCCUACACGCAGAGGGCAAACGUCAACCUCUGUCUGCUGGCCUGGAUGGCUGUCAACUCGUACGGCAUUUGUCAGGACGUCCCGUUCAGUAUGAUACAGUGCGUGCACGAUGCUCGCUGCUAUUUCGAUAGUCCUGAUGAUCAAUCAUGUCUGCAGUCGAACGCUACAGAAGCAAUCUGCUCUGUUUCCAGAGCUAUUCUGUUGCUAAAGUGUCGUGACUUUUCCUCCAUUAAGACUUCCCAUAAUUGUACGUACACUACGUUGCGAUCUCUAUCGGUCGAUAGUACGAGUAGUAUACUGGAUCAAAAGCUAACAGAACAAACACUGAACUACAAAAACAGUUUAACCAACGCCACCUUGAAAUACAAGGAUUUUAAAAUCGACAGCUUGAAGCCUUUAGAAAUCUCAUUUAUAAUGAUAAAUAUCAUUUUCCGUUUUUCGACUGCCGGAGUAUACAUGUACCUUCCCCAGUUACGCAACUUGCCUGGAAAGAUACUCUUGUCCUUUCAGAUCACGUGCAUAGUCCAGAUCCUGUGUUCUGAGGUCGUGUAUCGUAUGGCAGGCGUCCCUGACUUACCUACAGCAGUGCUGAUAGACAGCGCCCUCACACUUCUCAGCUGUUUCUGGCUGAACUCAUUCUGCUACCACAUGUAUGCUUGUGUUCGCCAUCUCAGGCUUCCUAACCAGCUACUACCUGCUGAAGUAAGCCAGUUAUUCCGUCGUGAGGUGCUGUGUGUGCUUAUACCGUGGAGUAUAGUAUGUGUGGCAGCUGUUGCUUUGGAAAAGACGAGUAAAUAUUACCUGAUCCACAGUCGUAUGGUAGUCCUUGCAGGGAUUUCAGUGUCUGUGGCAUUCAAUUUGGUUUGUCUCGGACUGCUUGGAUACAUGUACCUACGUAAUCGAUGCUCCAUGCUGCAACUCGAAAUUGUUGAUAACAAGAAAUUUGCCUCAAAGAAGGAAUGUCUUUUUAUGUCAGUUAAGGCCAUUAUAUUAAGUGGAACAGGAAUUAUUAUUAGAAUUGGGUUCCACCAGGCUCAGGGAAUAGCGCAGGUAGUGUACUAUAUGCAUCUAGUUACGAUGGUGCAAGGACCAGUGCUCUUCGUCUGUUUCGUUUGCAAUGGAACGACGCUCCCCCUACUGAAGAACAGGAUACUUCUUUGGUGGAACCCAACCAACAUCCCUACAGGUCUAGAGCUGUGUUCGGCAGCCGAGAGGAAUCUGGCCAGGAGAAACAAUGAACAGUCUCCCUUUUCAGAAUCCUCGCUGUAGCCUCCUUCAGUAUUUUUCGCAAAUAACUGUCUCCACACCACACUGCAGUACGUCCAGCAAUAAAAAUGGACUCUACCUGGUAUGACAAUAUUAAAUGUCAUUAAGUCUGAUAUCGUACAGCCAGUACUUCUCCUUCCUAACGUCUCCUUCAUUUAUAACUGUGUGCUUAUUUGUGAGUGGUAGCCUCUGUCUACCUAUUCUAAUGCACUGAGACUACUUACUAAAAUUGUUGGGAAAUGCUUUGUGUAUAGAAUAGGCUGCGUCAAUCACACGGCCUGUUAUAUACAAGGAAAACGCAGCACGUUGUCGGAGGAAUUCCCGUUCGUCAGUGUCAUCUACCGUGGCGAUGGUGCAUUUCUGGACACAUCUUCGUAAGACGUUUUUUCUCCGUUUUCCUUCGAGGAUCUGUCUUUGCAGUUUGUCGGUGUUAUUAAUGUAUAAUGUAUGAUAUUAGUAUAUAACAUUAUGUAUGAAACAAGGAAAUUUUCCAUAUGUGUGUGAAAGAUGUACUUUUACAUGAUUUGUAAUUCAAGUACCAUGACAAGAGACAUUCAGAUACUUAUAAAAUCAAAAGAGAAGGGCCAAUGACUGAGUGGUGUGUGCAUGAAAGUGUAAAUGGGUUUGUUCAGCUUAUUAGUGGUUCGAUUACAUAGAGUGGCUCAAACAGGUAUGGUAAUAAAGUAACAGAUGACUUGUUGUGUGAAGUGUGGCUUGAAGUGAACGCAAAGUGUCGAAUGGCAGAGUUAUAUGAGAUUAGCAUUAUUGGGUUUGUGAGACAAGAUGGUGAUUUGUUAAGCUAGAGGUUUGUAAGGGUACUAUGGCAGAUGUUAAAAGUUAAUGUUCCAUGUGCCACUCUUGGGCAAGCAAGAACACUACUUAAAGGCGUAUUUACAGGAACAGUACUGUGGAAGGAUAAACUUGUGCCAGUACUGUGAGUCCUGGAAAACAUGUGCCAUAGUAGCUUCACUAGAAGCGCACAGUACGCAGAAAUUGUUGUGAUUCGUAAUCAAUAGACGAUCUCCCAUUUGUUCAAAUAAAACCUG